Messenger RNA from Westerdykella ornata, 2905 nucleotides. RefSeq lists its product as uncharacterized. Lineage: Eukaryota; Fungi; Ascomycota; Dothideomycetes; Pleosporales; Sporormiaceae. Bases 200 to 2416 code for a protein of 738 amino acids. The record is from RefSeq and is a predicted model, not a curated record. The transcript is spliced from 2 exons.
CACCACCCAUCGCUUCUAACCUUGGAAGAUUCCUUCCUCCACCCAACCCCUUCCUUUCCUACGUUCGAGUUGCAUUAUUUGACAACCAUGAGCCGCAUUUGUACAUGCAAACGGAGACUCUAGCAGGCUGAUUGACCGGCCUUGAGCUCUUGUUGUACGAUAUUGAGUGUUUGGCACAGCGGAUACGCGCAUUUUAGCCAUGUCCUCGAUCGACUUCGCAACCGCGCCUCAGCUGAAUGGCAACGGUCUCGUUGCGAAUAAUGCGCGUCGAGAAGCUGAAUUUUUGGACAAGCUCCUCCAGAUCAGAAACGAGGUGCUCACUGACAAGCAUCCGCGGAUCAAGCUUCCGCCCGCUGUAUUAGAGGAGCUCGCGCCGUCUACUUCCACCCAACUGUUCGCAGACUCUCUGAAUCGUACACCCCGCGGUGGACAGCCCCAACAACAGCACCUCCUCCCACCCCGCCCGGAAACCGCGGCUCAGCACGCUUCAUCCUCCACGACUUACAGUUCUCCUUCGCAUGUCCCACGACCUACACCUCCCAAGCCCUCCUCGUCAGGGAUCGAUCCUGUUCUGCUCACCAAGUCUGACCAUCUCAUCAGGGCUGAGCUCCAGCUCAAGAGGCAACAUAUUGAGCGAACGCUCAGGGACCAGCUUGACAAGAAAGGGCGCGCUGCGUUCGCGGAAGACCGAGAGACAUAUCUCGACGUAGACGACGUGUUGACAAAAGCUCAAGCGUUGGUGCCACCUGUUUCAGGCCUCAGCACGGCUGCUGUAGACAGCGAAGGGAGCACCUCGUUCGACGAGAAUUCAUACUACUCUAGCCAGGCUAACAGUUGGUCGCAUGGCGAACACUCUCCCAUUCGAUCUCCUCACAGUGCUAAUGCAGAUGGAACGCUUCCUUCUCACGCACAGCAAUCGUCUACUGAGGCACUGACUGCAGCAAGCGCCACCGACCACGCCGGCUCUGCGCAAGCCCAGCCGACAGUAAUAGACCUUGACGAAGAGCCGUAUGAGCCCGCCGAAGACAUAGAAAUCUAUGAGCCCGAGCCUAUCGUCGAUCUGGACCAAGAUGAGUCGGAUUAUUCUCCUCCACCCGCUGCUACUGGCCCAAGUGAGUCGGCCCGUAAAGGGCGGCCCCGAGUUCGUGGAGCGGAAGCCAGCAACACUGGGUCAAGGCGCCAAAGCCCUGCAGGCCAUCCGGCACCGAUACAAAAUCCCCGAAAGCGUAGGAGAGCCGAAGUGCGAGAGGAAAGAAGACGUCAACAGGGAAGCAAGCGUGCUGUGCGGUCCCCGGAACCGUAUAUCAAGGAAGAGCCCCAAUCCCCUCCCAUGGCUGGCUAUCCAGAUUCGCAGCCGAAUAAACGAAGAGCCCUGCAAGUCUCUCUGAUGGAGUCCGAAUCGUCUUCGACAAGAGGCGGCAGGAUGCAGCCAAUCCAUUACCAAGACCUGGAGCAUUCGCCGCGCUCCUAUCGCCCGUACGAUGAGGCCCAGUCACCCACCGUCGUUCACGCGCCACCACGGAUCCUGGAACCCGACGACCAGGAUCUGCGACGUGUCGCCAGCCUUCAGCAUGCGCGUCGACCAUACUCUCCUCGAGCUAGGGAGGUGUAUCCUGCCGUUGAGAUGCGUCCGGUUCGCGCAGCGUCUCAUGCCUUUGCCGACCGUCCACCAGAGCCUAUGUACGGCGAAGUUUCCAGGCACCCUUCGGUUGCACCGCGCAUUCUGCGGGAGCGCUCUCGAUCCCCGGCUCGGGAGUAUCUGCCUCAGAUGCACUCGCCAGGACCCAUGGCACCCCCUUCGCGAACCAUUGUGGUGGACCAGUACGGCAACCGGUACUACGCCGCACCGAUGGACGUGCGGGAGUCGGUCGUGCCGCUGAGGAGGAUGGAAGCUGAAGCGUAUCAUGAGCGUGCCGUCACCCGGGAGCCGACAAUGCGGGGCCCCACGCGCGAUGUCUAUGGGGACGAGGGCGUGGUGAGGAUGCCCCCGCCCCCGCCCCCGCCUCCCCGUAGGUACGUUGAAGUUCUGGAUAGCGAUGUCAUGGAGGCUCGGCCCUAUGGUAUGCGGGAGGCCUCGCGGCGACCCCUGGAGGUGGACUACGCGGGGCCGGGAGUAGUUGAGCGGCGGCCCAUUGUGCAGUACGAGGAGGUGGGACCUCGGCGUGACUAUGUUCCUUCAAGAGCAUACAGCGUGCGACCGGAGGUGGUACGACGCGAAGUAGCGGAAGAGUACGUGCCUUUGCGCCAUGGGAGCAUGGCACCUAGACCUGUGUCUGUAGCUGGGCCACGCUACCGAGAAAUCAGUGUGGCGCAUCCGGAGCUGCCGCACGAGGCGGGCCGGUAUACGUAUAGCCAAGCACCGCAGAGCAGACGAUAUGUGGACGAGGCGGCCACGGAAGGGGUUUAUCGCUAUUGAGACGCCACUGCACGAAAGGAGGUGGAUGAGUGAGGUUGGAGCGUUGGACUUGGGUCAUCGCCUGUAGAUCAUGACAGGCUAUCAAUCUGGAUAGCUGUAACAGCUUGGUCAGUAAUAGGAGCUAGCAUAAGAGCAUGGUAGCGACUGAGUGGAGCAAGGCGAUGGAGAGGUCGUUGGAUAGCACGGACAGUGUACAGUGUAAUCAUGAUGGCUCAAGCGAAGCAGUUGUCUGCAUAUGGGUAUUUGAGGCAGGUGGUUAGCGAGUUUCUUAUCAUGCAAGGGGAGGCUGGAGCACUAGCAUAAUCCAGGCUACAUGGUAGCACUCACGUCUACUCGGACCGAAGGAUGAACUAUAAGUAAGGAGUAGAGGUGCGGGGUAAGGGGGGCGAUGUACGAGACGUGGAUAGAUGUAUGUCUAUGUAUGUCUUUUGCACGGAGGGGGUGAAGAGUGUCAUCACGAUGACUGGCGUAUACACUAUCUGGACAGGG